Molecule: messenger RNA, 587 nt
Organism: Anopheles maculipalpis
Lineage: Eukaryota; Metazoa; Arthropoda; Insecta; Diptera; Culicidae
Gene: awd
Product: nucleoside diphosphate kinase
Exons: 2
Coding region: 35-541 (168 amino acids)
Biological process (GO): UTP biosynthetic process; CTP biosynthetic process; GTP biosynthetic process
Molecular function (GO): nucleoside diphosphate kinase activity
Source: RefSeq, a predicted model, not a curated record
UAGCCGCGGCUGAUAUAAAGUGGGAGCUUUUCGUAUGAUCGGCUCACUUCUUGCAUUUUUCUCGCUGUUCUCAUCCGCGAUGGCCGCUAACAAGGAACGUACUUUCAUCAUGAUCAAGCCCGAUGGAGUCCAGCGUGGGCUCGUCGGCAAAAUCAUCGAACGCUUCGAGGCCAAGGGCUUCAAGCUGGUCGCGAUGAAGUUCAUGUGGCCAUCGAAGGAAUUGCUCGAGAAGCACUACGCCGAUCUGUCGGCGCGUCCAUUCUUCCCCGGGCUCGUCACGUACAUGAGCUCCGGCCCGGUUGUGCCGAUGGUCUGGGAAGGCCUGAACGCCGUGAAGACUGGCCGCAAGAUGCUGGGAGCCACCAACCCGGCCGACUCCGAGCCAGGCACCAUCCGUGGCGAUCUGUGCGUGCAGGUCGGUCGCAACAUCAUCCACGGUUCGGACGCUGUCGAAUCGGCCAACAAGGAAAUCGCCCUGUGGUUCAAGGAUGAGGAACUGGUGUCCUGGACCCCGGCCGCCGAAGGAUGGGUGUACGAAUAAGCAGUACGUUGUGUAGAGGGCGUCAGGAAUCAUGCAUUUACUACCG